CCCCCCUCCUCGACCACCUUCGGGCUGGCGCGUGAAGCGGUGCGACAUGUUGUCGGCGCGCGGUACCCGGUAACGCGAGGGCCGAGCGCUGGAAAGUCGCGCAGCCCCCGAUGUACAUCCAGGUGCCGAGGCGAGGACUCAGGAGAACCGGAGGGCGAGCGAGGAGAGGAGGAGCGGAGGCGGAGGAAGGGGCGGGUGGGGGUGGAGAAGUCUGAGGAGGAGCGCAGCAUCAGGAUGCGGAGCUUUCCUCCGCGAUGGAAUGUGGAGGCAGCGAUGCAGAGAUGCGGGGGUCGCCCGCCUGAGUGCUGUCUUUUUCGCACCUCAAAACAGGAACUGCCUACGAAUGGAUGGCUUGCGCCCACUGGUAGGCAGCCCUACGUGCGUAUAUAAACCGCACGAGCCUUCUUGAAUAAUCGAUUGGUCUCUCGCGCCAAGCUAGCGGCACCAAGUCCCAGGACUGUUGCAACCCGAAUACGCGUCUGACCGCUCGUUGAAGCCCGGGCAAUUCGAGCCCGGGAGGUACACGCGAUUGCUCCAAUGGGUGCCGCAACUGCCGCACUGUCCUGGUUGAGGCCACCAGCAACAAUAGUUCGAGGCGCACCCACUCCCGGGAGUCGGCGCAGGCGUCGGACCCGCCUUGUCGCAGCAACCACUGGCGGGGCAGUCGGACAAAUCAGGGCAGCGGCCAACCGGGUUGGAGUGGGGAUCGCAGCCGAUGGAGCACUUGCUGGAUGCGUUCGCUUGCACGCGCACCUGCGCCAGGGCCGCCUUGUCGCAGCAACCACUGGCGGGGCAGUCGGACAAAUCAGGGCAGCGGCCAAUCGGGUUGGAGUGGGGAUCGCAGCCCACCUUGCAGGGGCCCGAAGGCGGCGACGGCGACGGAGUCGGCGCAGGCGUCGGACCCGCCUUGUCGCAGCAACCGCUGGCGGGCAGUCGGACAAGUCAGGGCAGCGGCCAAUCGGGUUGGAGUGGGGAUCGCAGCCGAUGGAGCACUUGCUGGAUGCGUUCGCUUGCACGUCACCUGUGCCAAGGCCGCCUUGCAGCAGCAACCACUGGCGGGGCAGUCGGACAAGUCAGGGCAGCGGCCAAUCGGGUUGGAGUGGGGAUCGCAGCCCACCUUGCAGGGGCCCGAAGGUGGCGACGGCGACGGAGUCGGCGCAGGCGUCGGACCCGCCUUGUCGCAGCAACCACUGGCGGGGCAGUCGGACAAGUCAGGGCAGCGGCCAAUCGGGUUGGAGUGGGGAUCGCAGCCGAUGGAGCACUUGCUGGAUGCGUUCGCUUGCACGUGCACAUGCGCCAAGGCCGCCUUGUCGCAGCAACCACUGGCGGGGCAGUCGGACAAAUCAGGACAGCGGCCAAUCGGGUUGGAGUGGGGAUCGCAGCCCACCUUGCAGGGGCCCGAAGGUGGCGACGGCGACGGAGUCGGCGAAGGCGUCGGACCCGCCUUGUCGCAGCAACCGCUGGCGGGGCAGUCGGACAAGUCAGGACAGCGGCCAAUCGGGUUGGAGUGGGGAUCGCAGCCGAUGGAGCACUCGCUGGAUGCGUUCACCGCCAGAGCGACCCUCGCCUCCGCGCGGCGCAGCUGCGCCAGGCCCACCUCGUCGCAGCCGUCCUCGGCAGCGCAGGUCCCCUCCUCUGCGAGGGCUGCGGCGGAGCAGACCACCAGCGCGCUCAACGCCAGCUUGCCGAGAGCCAUGAUUCAAUGGAUACUGCUAAACCGGGGCUAAGCGAGGCGGAUGCACUGCAGCGUACAAUACUGCCAGUCGGUUUCCCUCGAGCCCAAAUGCUGUUGGCUUCGACCAGGACAGCCGCGAUCAUCGUCUGGAAG
This is a messenger RNA of Prorocentrum cordatum, 1828 nucleotides long. The record is from the annotation of a GenBank genome assembly. NCBI's taxonomy places the organism in Eukaryota, Dinophyceae, Prorocentrales, Prorocentraceae.